Molecule: messenger RNA, 2381 nt
Organism: Suillus paluster
Lineage: Eukaryota; Fungi; Basidiomycota; Agaricomycetes; Boletales; Suillaceae
Exons: 2
Coding region: 85-2055 (656 amino acids)
Biological process (GO): conjugation with cellular fusion
Cellular component (GO): mating projection tip
Molecular function (GO): protein binding; phosphatidylinositol binding
Source: RefSeq, a predicted model, not a curated record
AAGACACUUGGACUCUGUUCUUCUGUACCCUCUGUUCCGUCCGUCGUUGCCAGCUUCUUCUUAUAAUAUCUCGUAUGCUCCUCCAUGAUGAAAUCCCUACGUAAAUCUCUCAAUGGAAACAGAGACACUCAUCGCCUCGAAAUUUCUACCCCUCUACCGUUACCCUCUAUAUCUAAACCUCAGAAUGCUUCUCUCCCUCCUCAAAAAGUAAUUCGUGCAAUCGCAUCAUACAGGCCACAAGGUCCUCAGCAGUUACCUUUUCAAAAGGGUGACUUUUUCUACGUCACCGGAAAUACAGAGACUCAGGGGGAUUGGUAUGAAGCUCAUAAUCCUGUAACUGGUGCAAGAGGUUUAGUCCCAAAAUCUAUGUUCGAGGAGUUCUGCAAGAGUCCAGCUGUACGCACUUCUCAUAUCAGCGUCGCAAUAAACAGUCCUACCCUCCCAAGUCCAACUUCACCUCCGAGGUCACCGAAAACUCCUGCAUUUUUCGCAAUAGUUCUCCAUGACUUCAUCGCAGAACGCGCGGACGAACUCGAUGCCAAGUCUGGUGAUUGCAUAAGCGUAGUUGCUCAGUCAAACCGCGAAUGGUUUGUUGCCAAACCUAUUGGCCGACUUGGCCGACCAGGUUUGAUCCCCGCUUCUUUUGUCGAAGUUCGAAAUCCUGCAACAAACCUUCCAAUAGACAAUGUCGACGCUUUGAUAGAUAGUGGAGAGCUACCAGGUGUCGAAGAGUGGAAAAGGGCCUUAUUCAGCUACAAAGCAAAUAGCAUAUCACUCGGCGUCAUAGAGGAACCAUCUGUACCCACUAAUCGCAACUCCCACCAGCGUCUCACCCCACAACCUGAACCCGUCUCACCUCCCCGCGCUCCCUCUCCUGUCCUUUUACCCGAGGGCAUCCUAUUAUCAGCCGACGUCGUAUCCUUCCACUAUGAAAUGGAAGAGUAUUGGUUCCGCAUAGACGCCAUCUACCAACCUUAUGACCCACAUGAUCCACAAUCCCUUCCCAAAGCCAAGCAACUCGUCCUAUUCCGAGUAUAUAAUGAUUUCUACGAUUUCCAGGUUAACUUGUUGAAAACUUUCCCUCGCGAAGCUGGCCGAGAACCGGACUCCAUCCGGAUUCUCCCCUUCAUGCCUGGUCCCGCCGAACAAGUUGAUGACGAAGUCACUGCCGCGCGACGGGAAGAGCUUGACGAGUAUCUCCACAAGCUGUGUACCCUAAACGUAGCUGGCGCCAGCUAUAUCCUUGAACAUCAGCUCGUGCGGGAAUUUUUAUCCCUAAAACCGGGAGACGUGGAACAGGAUAUCGACCCUCGCUAUGACGAGGUCAGAGCACUCUUUGCCGAAGAAGCCGCAGCAGAACAAGCCUAUUCGUCUGUUACGCAGGAAUUCGAGGAAGAAGUUCGCGAUACACUUGGGGAGAUGAAACUGUCCGACAGAGAUGAUCGGAGUGAAGGGUCAGACUAUGGGGAUGAACAUACGCCCCCUACUCAUAUUAUAUCUCGCGACUCGCAAACCAGCGCAACCCCACAACCUGGACAUCGACGGACCAAUACAGGGUCGUCCCUUCAUCGAGCGGGGUCCCACUCCAAGCAAAACGGCCACUCAUCCCCUUCAUAUCCACAUCUCGACACAUCCCGUGCCAGCGCCUACUCUCGAACAUCGUUUGCUUCAAACUCCGCGUGGCCAGAACACGCCGCUUCAUCACCAUCUUCUCCUAAUUCAUCCCAACCAUCUAUUGCUGCGUCUUCUCGAUCUCGUUCCCUAUCAAACGCCACUAAUAUGAACGCGCCUCCCAUGUCCGCCGGAAACCCCCAGACAGCCUUUGUCAAAAUCAAGAUAUUCGAUCGCGUCACUGAUGACCUGAUCGCCAUUCGCGUACAUCCUCGCGUGACGCAUGCUGAACUAUUGGAGAAGGUACAAGCGCGAUUAGGCGGUAACGUCGUCAACCUUCGAUACCGCCAUAGCCUCAGCAACGAUUUCGUCGGCAUCGACGACGACAGAGAUCUGCGAGAAUGGUUGGAUAGCACGGAGAAGCACGUUUUGUACGCUGAAUGAGGACGGACGGACGGACCGUUGUGCGAUUUUGUCGUUUUUUGUUUGUUGUGCAAGUAUCAAGGUUAUAUUUUAGACUUUUUAUUGUAUUCGUUCUACUCUUCCCCUCCUUUACUACUAUCUUUGUCUUUGAGUUCUCUUUAUCUGUGUUGGGCAAAUGUAGCAGUUGUCUUCCGUAGUGUGUUGUUAGGAGUAGUGUGUUUCUUUCAUUCCGGUGUACACUAUGAUUCUUAGUACAGUAAUGGCGCUUCCCUCAUUCUGCAGCUCAUACUACAUAUUCUUGUUUUACCAAAAACAUUGCGAACCAGCAAAUAGGUCCAGCGAACGUU